Messenger RNA from Amphiprion ocellaris (clown anemonefish), 1102 nucleotides. It is a transcript of the gene sdf2l1, whose product is annotated as stromal cell-derived factor 2-like 1. The transcript is spliced from 3 exons. Bases 69 to 722 code for a protein of 217 amino acids. The record is from RefSeq and is a predicted model, not a curated record. NCBI's taxonomy places the organism in Eukaryota, Metazoa, Chordata, Actinopteri, Pomacentridae.
GAGAAGAAUGUGUAUUUGCUGUUGGUCCGGUCAGUGUUUGCCUGUUGGUCGUGAUAACGGACACAAAGAUGGAUGUGAUGGACGCUGUACGUGGGUUUAUUAAGUCACUGCUGUUUCUGCUGCUGUGGUCCAUCUGUGAGGGAAGUGAGUCGGAACUCAAUUCUGUAACCUGCGGGUCUCUGGUCAAACUGCUCAACACCAGACACAACGUCCGCCUGCAUUCCCAUGAUGUCAAAUAUGGCUCAGGCAGUGGACAACAGUCUGUAACCGGCGUGGAGAAUGCAGAUGAUGCCAACAGUUACUGGCAGAUUCGUGGGAGACCUAACCAUCCGUGUCAGCGUGGGGUGGCCAUCAAGUGUGGUGAGGCCAUCCGCAUCACACACAUGAAGACCGGCCGGAACCUUCACACACACCACUUCAGCUCCCCCCUGUCCAGUAACCAGGAGGUCAGUGCCUUUGGGGAGAAUGGUGAGGGUGAUGACCUAGAUGUGUGGACGGUUCAAUGUGAUGGCAUCCAUUGGGAACGUGAUGAGGCUGUGCGCUUCAAACACACAGGCACUGACGUCUUCCUGAGUGUGACAGGCGAACAGUACGGCCACCCUAUACGUGGCCAGCGGGAGGUGCACGGCAUGAGCUCCCCUAACCAGCACAACUGGUGGCGCACCAUGGAGGGUGUCUUUAUCCAGCCCAGCCAGGAGCUGCUGCGCCACGAUGAGCUCUGAUAUGAUCAGUAGAAGACACAAAGCAUGGACAUGUGCGGAGAGUCUUGAGGAUUCCUGUUGCUCUGGUUGGUUUUAUAAUUGCCUGGACCAAAUGUGGGAAUGGUUAUUAUUUGACUACUAGCCCAUCUCUGUGCAUGUGAAGCACUCAGGGUGUUCUGAGCUGAGGAGGAAUUGAUCUUUGAAUAUCAUCAGUGGUACUGUAUGUGGUGUAGGCUCAUUAUAAUAUAUUGGUUUCCUCCUUAUAGGAUUUUUAGGGUAGAAAAAUGCCUAAUUCUGGUCUGCCCCAAAAAUUGAUAAUGUGUUGUCAGUUUAUUUCUAAAGAACAUUAUCAGUUGAAAUUUUGACAGGUUGUGUCUCAAAUAAAACUAUCGUCUUAGUUA